GUGGCCCAGGCAGUGUUGUUCAUGUGUAUGAACACAGCUGGAAUCUUCAUCAGUUACCUGUCAGACCGGGCCCAGCGCCAAGCCUUCCUGGAGACACGGAGGUGUGUGGAGGCGAGGCUGCGCCUGGAGACAGAGAACCAAAGACAGGAGCGGCUAGUGCUGUCUGUGCUCCCACGGUUUGUUGUCCUGGAAAUGAUCAAUGACAUGACCAAUGUGGAAGAUGAGCACCUGCAGCACCAGUUCCAUCGGAUCUACAUCCAUCGCUAUGAGAAUGUCAGUAUUCUUUUUGCAGAUGUUAAAGGAUUUACCAACCUCUCCACGACCUUGUCCGCUCAGGAGCUGGUCAGGAUGCUCAACGAGCUCUUUGCCAGAUUUGAUCGACUGGCCCAUGUGAGUUGAAUUUAAU
Molecule: messenger RNA, 406 nt
Organism: Galeopterus variegatus (Sunda flying lemur)
Lineage: Eukaryota; Metazoa; Chordata; Mammalia; Dermoptera; Cynocephalidae
Product: adenylate cyclase type 8-like
Exons: 3
Coding region: 22-399 (125 amino acids)
Biological process (GO): intracellular signal transduction; cAMP biosynthetic process; adenylate cyclase-activating G protein-coupled receptor signaling pathway
Molecular function (GO): adenylate cyclase activity
Source: RefSeq, a predicted model, not a curated record